AUGCUCGGUUUCUUUUCUGCUGGUGUUGUUCUUAAUCAGUUUGGUUUAUUCAGAAACCUUACGGAUGUUAAGGUUCUCUCUGAGUGGGGAAUUCUUUUUCUGCUUUUUGAGAUGGGGUUAGAGCUUUCACUGGCACGCUUAAAAGCUUUAGCAAAAUAUGCUUUUGGGAUGGGAUUGACCCAGGUUGUGUUGUCUACACUUGCUUUUACGGCAUUUGAACUUCCACCAAAUGGAGCUUUUGGAACAAAGGUUUUGGAAUUUCUUUUUCACUCAAGACCUGACCUGGUGAACAUUAGAAGUGUUGAUGAAGCUAUUGUUAUUGGAGCUGCUCUUUCUUUGUCAUCAUCCGCAUUUGUUCUACAGCUUCUUGCAGAGAAAGGGGAGCUUCCAACAAGAUUUGGUUCAGCAACUCUCGGAAUCCUUCUUCUUCAGGAUAUAGCAGUUGUCCCUCUUCUAGUCAUACUUCCUAUUCUGGAGAGUCAGAAUCUUGGAAAUGAAAGCAUAUGGCCGAUGCUGGCAACAGAAAGCUUGAAAGCAUUAGGUGGACUCGGUCUGCUAUCCCUUGGAGGAAAAUUUCUUCUCAGGCGUAUCUUUGAAGUGGUUGCGGAGUCAAGGAGUUCUGAAGCUUUUGUUGCUCUCUGCCUGCUUACAGUUGCUGGGACUUCACUCCUAACACAGGCACUUGGUUUCAGUGACACGCUAGGAGCAUUUCUAGCUGGAGCUCUUCUCGCAGAAACUAACUUCAGAACACAAAUUGAAGCUGACAUAAGACCCUUCAGAGGGUUACUGCUUGGAUUAUUCUUUGUAACCACAGGGACAUCCAUUGACAUGCAGCUUCUACUCCGAGAAUGGCCAAAUGUACUUUCCCUCUUAACAGGCUUAAUAGUUAUCAAAACGCUGAUCAUAACUGCCAUAGGUCCACGUGUUGGUUUAACUUUUCAAGAAAGCAUUCGGAUAGGAUUGCUUCUAUCUCAAGGCGGUGAAUUUGGAUUUGUGGUAUUCUCCUUGGCAAACAGGCUUGGAGUGCUUCCACUUGAAUUGAACAAACUUCUCAUCAUUAUAGUUGUACUGUCAAUGGCAUUAACACCUUUACUCAAUGAAAUUGGAAGGACGGCUGCUGAAAUCAUUGAUCAAAAGCGUCUAGUAAAAGAAAAGGACACAGAACCAGUGAACUUUGAGGCAACUGAUCCGGUUGUAAUUCUUGGAUUUGGACAGAUGGCGCAGGUUCUUGCAAACUUUUUAUCCAUGCCACUGGCUUCUGGAUGUGAGAGUAAUACCAUUGGAUGGCCUUAUGUUGUUUUUGAUCUCAACCUUAGCGAGGUGAAGGCGGCUCGAAGAUUGGGUUUUCCAAUAUUGUAUGGUGACGGAUCUCGCCCAGCAGUUUUGCAAUCUGCGGGUAUUUCUUCUCCAAAAGCUGUAAUGGUUAUGUACACAGAGAAGACCAUAACCCUCAAGGCUGUUCAAAGAAUCCGCCUUGCAUUUCCCGCUGUUCCCAUAUAUGCCAGAGCUCAGGAUCUUACUCAUCUGCUUGAUCUGAAAAAAGCAGGUGCAACGGAUGCUAUUCUUGAGAAUACUGAGACAAGUCUGCAGCUUGGUUCAAAGCUCUUAAGAGGACUUGGUGUAAUGUCCGAUGAUGUCACUUUUUUGAGUCAGCUUUUAAGAGAUUCCAUGGAGCUUCAAGCCCAAGAUAAACUCACCAAAAGCGAAAACCUGGAGUACGAUGCCAUGAAACCAUUACAGGUUAGAGUUACUGACAUGGUACAAUCAAAUGGAAGCAGUGGAUUAGCAGACAUGCUUCCAGAUUUGCUUCAAAUUCCUAGCACUGAAGGGAUUGAACAAACCUGGAAUGAAUCAGAUCUUCAAUCUGAAAUUUUAGAUGCAGAUGAUGGAGUCAGGUACUGUCACUUGGAUACAAACAAUGGAUUUUCAAAUAAAAAUGAAGAUGAAGGAAAAAGAGACACAAUGGAUGGUUCUGCGUCAUCUUCAACUGAGGUUUCUUAGAUAUUUUGAUGGCAGGACAGUCAAUGGACCUUAUCACCACCUGUAACAAAAAAAUGAGGUAUUUAUAUGCAAAAUUGCCUGCCUAUAAUAGAAUUAUAACUUUUGAUUAAAAAAAGAAUUCAAUGUCCGAGUAAAAAAAAUAUUUAGUAAAAAAAUAAUGUGUUUGAAGAUAAAA
Dendrobium catenatum is the source of this 2176-nucleotide messenger RNA. Its product is annotated as K(+) efflux antiporter 3, chloroplastic. Gene Ontology annotation, biological process: proton transmembrane transport; potassium ion transport. The record is from RefSeq and is a predicted model, not a curated record. Gene Ontology annotation, cellular component: membrane; chloroplast. Gene Ontology annotation, molecular function: antiporter activity. Lineage: Eukaryota; Viridiplantae; Streptophyta; Magnoliopsida; Asparagales; Orchidaceae.